AUGUCGCAACUACCGAAAUCUUUGACACUAAUCCCAUCAUGUUCUGAAUCUAGUUUAAAAUCAGAUGUUCCGAUUCAACGUUUAGAGCCUAUGCUGCUACGUGGAGCAGAAAAUGAUGAUGUUGAAUUGCUAGGUGAAACAAUAGAAUGUGCUAGGAAAACCCACCAGCUGAAUCAGGAAUUCCUCUUGAUUGGGUUAAUGCGAAGUUCAGAAAAGAAUAAGUUUGCUGCCACAAAAUAUCUCCUCGACCAGGGUGCACAGUCUGAUGAGGCGAUCGGAAAGGCUGUAAAAAGACUAUCCCCAUUACUUCGUGCAGUGGAACGUAACAACAUUGAAAUUGUCCAGCUGUUAUUAAAAUAUGGUGCAAACCCUGAUACUGCUGACAAAAAGGGGAGGACGGCGCUGAUGACAGCUGCUUGGCGCAAUCACUGGCAUAUAUUGAAUUUACUCAUUCACAAGGGAGCAUCUAUUAAUGCCCAGGAUCACAAGGGGCGUAACGUGCUUCAUAAUCUAGCAGCUGACAAGAAAUGUGACUGGGGCGAUUCUGUGAUAGAAUUGCUCCUCAGCCAAGAUAUAUCUAUCGAUGGGGAACGUGGUCAGGAUGGGCUAGGGAGGACACCGCUUCACUGGACAUGUGCUACGGGAAAAAUAAAUCUAACUGAGAGACUCCUCACCAGAAACCCCAAAGCUAAUUUACAUGCCAUAGAGACUAGAGGGAAAACAGCCCUACACUUGGCCGUCUCAAACAACAGACAAGAUAUCGUAAACUUGCUCCUGAAAUACGGCGCUCAUAUAAAUGCGAAAAGUGAUGGGGGAUGGACUCCUCUGCACAAUGCUUUGGAGAUAGAAUCCGAAAAGAGAGCAUCUGCCAAGAUUUUGCGGAUGCUCAUCUCUCACGGAGCAGAUCCUAACGCUAAACUACUCAAUGGAAUGACCCCUCUUCAUAUCGCGGCCCAGAAUGGAAAUAUAUUGGCAGUAAAAUACCUCCUCGAACAGCCAGGCAUCAAAAGUACAGUCCGGGAUUCAUUCGGUUGUACUCCUUUUCUUAGGGCUGCCAAGAAUAAGAGAAAGGACAUAGUUAACCUUCUGGCGCCUUUCAAUCAUCCCGAAAGACUAUGCCGGGACGGGCUAGGUGCAUGUCAUGGAUUUAACGCUACCAUUGUUGACUUUGGGAAUUUCCGUAAUGGAAACCGUGUGCAAAAGCCUUCUGUCUUUGAACUACUCUAUGACAAAGAUCCUAGCAAUAAAUUGAAGCCAAAGCAUUCCAUACUAUCCACUGACAAGGCAGCAAGUUUUAGAUGGAUCCAUUUACCAGCUAACAAUGUGGCUUGGGUAGAAGUUCUUCUCACGAAACUUUUUGUCGAAGAAAAUGUUAAUGACAUCGAAAGUUUUAGGUCACUAGAAGAUUCAUUAAGCUAUCAGCAUAGGGGUCAAAAGAGCCAUUCUCACUUUAUGAGAUCAUUCUGUCAGAGUGCACCUAGAGGCUCUGAAAAAGAUGGGGAGAUUCUACCUAUGUCAUCCAGCCCAAGGUCUUCGUCUGUUCUUUUAAAUGAGCGACAGCAUGUCACACCUUCUAACGGCUCCCAACUUCAAUCUUGUAGAGAUCCUCACAAAAUUGAUACAAAAGAUAGCAAUACAAAGGUCCGUUUGAUAAAAGAUGAUGGAAAACCCCAUAUCAGGGAAAAAGGAAAUAAACCAAAAGCAAAGUCAAAGCUUUCGAGGGACAUUGAUAUAACCAGUAAAACUGAAACACAUCACCCACGCUCAUCUGGCGUCGCCUCUAAAGUAGCUUCGCAGCCCAAGUCGACCAAUAUAUUUACCUUUAUGCCGUACAUUCACUUUGAAAGUCAUCACCGUCAACUUGAAAGGCAAAAAGCAAUUAGCCGAGCCGAGACUCUUCAUUCCUCACAUUUCAAAAAUAGUGAACGGGCCGGAACAUUUGACGAAAUGCUUAUUCGAGCGCAUCUCUCUAAAUCUAAUGUGUCUCUACACCCUCGUCGAACACUUGAUCAAUCUUUUUACCAUAAUAUCGAUACCAAAUCUCGUGACCAAGAUCAAGUAGUUUACCGCUAUCAACUCAAAUCAUCCAGCUCUAAUGAUGGGGUUGACCCAAAAAUUUUAAUGGUUGAUCAAUUGUGGAUGUGGAUUUUAGGUAAAGACCUUAUUGUGACCUUGUUCCCUCAAAGCUGGCAACAACCCAAAAAUGAUCCAUUAAAUGUCCUUGACUCUGUGAUCGAAGACAUAAACUCUAAAAUUCGAGAACCAGUGGCAUCAGUCUAUGAUCUCUCUAUGAUUAUAACUAAAAGGUGUACAAGCAUAUUUAAUCGGUAUGGUACCGGGGAUAACAAUUAUCAGUUUCUUGAUAUGUUUGAAUCAUCUAUCGGGAGUGUUACUGAUCGAGAAAAUAUUUUAUUCAAAGAAUUUAACAUGGUAUCUGCUCAGGCAUCAGCAUGGCUCCGAAAUAACCGCCAAUCAAGUUGGUUAUCCCGUUAUCUAUCGGGUCAUACAACAGAUACUCAUGUUAGACCCCAGAUAUUUGAGAAUGAGGUUCAAUGGGAGGAAAUCCACCAUAAUCCAAUCUUUGUCGAUAAACUCCUUGAUAUUGGACAAGAAACUGAUUUGCUGGCCGAAGUCAAGGAUAUCCGUGACGAACUGAAUAUGAUUGCCAAGAUACUAGAGGAUCAAUUGCAUGUCUUACCUGAUUUCCAAGAAGCUAUUUGCGACUCUUAUGUGGCGGAGCACAAGUCACAGGCUGAGGUCAAAAAGAGAUUUAGAGAUAUGGUCAAACUUAUCGAAGUCCAUAAUAACGAUAUUGCACGAAUGGAUCGACAGGCUGAACGAAUAUAUAAAAGCAUUACCGAUAUGCUCGAUCUAAAACAGAAGCAUGCUAAUGCCUUGGAGGCUCGCUUUACUCGAGACCAAGCGGCAGGAACAGCACGGCAGAGCCAGACAAUUAUGGUUUUUACGAUUGUGACCAUUAUCUUUCUCCCUCUCUCGUUUAUAGCUACCUUUUUUGCCAUUAACAUCCGGGAAUUCCCUCGGGGAAUCGAUGGGCCCGGUAUUCCGCUCGGUUACGUCUCGAAAUACCUAUUUGGCGUUGGAUUCACCGUUUCGCUACCCUUGAUCGCGGUAGCCCUCUUGGUCGACGAUAUAAGUAUCAUAUUUCGCCAAGCCAAAGCUAUCCUUCGUCGACCACGAGGGCGUGAAGAGCAGUUUGCGGCAACUCCUGUCCAUGAGCAACAUGUCACUGAGAGAGUUGCUAGCACGGAGCGAUGUGUGUAUAGUGAAGAAUUAGAGCGCAUGCAUCUCCAAUUUACGGGAGAUCACUCUGGCUCAGUGAUGUCGGACAUGCAGACAGUAACGCCGACCAGAAAAAUGAUCACGGGAUUUCGGAUUCGGGCCAGUCGAGAUCUCGAGCAAGGUUCAUUAUGA
Molecule: messenger RNA, 3432 nt
Organism: Blumeria graminis f. sp. triticale
Lineage: Eukaryota; Fungi; Ascomycota; Leotiomycetes; Helotiales; Erysiphaceae
Source: the annotation of a GenBank genome assembly